GAAGAAAGGAAGGAAGGAAGGAAGAAAGCAAGUAAGCAAGGAAAGGAAAGGAAGAAAGAAACACAGAAAGACAGGGCGAGCAUAGACAAAAACACACGCUUUGACAGCCUCGGCAGAUAGUUAGUUCUUUCAUAGGUUCCUUAAUGUUGUGCUCCGCCGGUGUGGCUCAGCCCAAUCACGUCUCUUACUUCGCUUGGCGCUCGCGCCGCGUUCUACUACUACCCCUAUUUUGCCCUCAAGGCCGUGACCUUGAUCAAGUGCUUAUUCAGACCUUACCUCUCCGACACAUGAUGCUUUCUACGCGACACAUGGAGUUUCUGGAAGACUUAUGGAGGUCCAUUGGCCUCGAGGUCGUGAUUUUCGUUGUGACCCUUUGCUGUGCCUUCCUGGUGCGUGGCUUUUCCCCCAAAGCAGGCCCAGGCCGCAAGGUCAUCUCGCCACAAAACAAGGCAGUUGAUUUGCCACGAGCUCCAGUGUCCAGGCGAAGAGAUGAGAAGAACUCACCGCCAGGAGCAGGUUUGCAGCCUGCCGAUGUUUUGCGUGAGGUAAUGCAAUGCCUUCAAGAACAUGGGGGUCCUGCUAGACCUGCAAGGAUUCUUGGCUUGUACGCAGAGCUGAGACAUUUGUUGCAAAAAUCGGGUAAGACCUUGCAAGAAGUGGCCAGAGGGCACACGGCAAUCGAACUCUACACUGGAUUAGCACAACUGGUGAUUCGGACUGGGAAGCACCAGAGUCUGGAUUCCAUCAUUGAUGACAUGGUUGAGAACCAGGUUCCUCGCUCCCUGGCCUUCUAUGAAAGUGUCAUGAAGCAGCUGGCAGUCCAAAAACAAUUCCGUCUGGCGCUUCGUGUCUAUGAUAGGCUGGUGGAGGAUGGCCUAGAAACCACCGCAAUUACAUACAGUUGCCUCAUCCGUUUUGCAGCUGAGGUUGGGGACUUCACCAGGGCAAAGGAUUUCUUUGAGAAAUUGAGCUCUCUGGCAACACCCUCGAUUCGUGCUUAUAUGACCAUCCUUGGGGUGCACAACAAGCGACAAGACUGGCCCAGUGCCCUGGCAGUUAUUCAAGACAUAAAAGUUCGAGGUGUUGCUAUGGACAGCCUCGCGCUGAACGUGGCUUUGUCCACAGGGGUUGCAGCUGACAAGGUCGAGGAAGUGCUAGCACUCUUAGCCGAGGCUGAGCAAACAGAGCAUUGUAUGCCUGAUGUUGUCUCGUACAACACCAUAAUCAAGGCUUUCGCCCAGCGAGCAAAUUAUUCUGGCGCUUGUGAGGUAUUGGAGCGGAUGCAUGCCAAAAAGAGACGUCCCAAUGCCAUCACAUUCAACACGGUGAUGGAUGCUGCAGUACGUGCCGGCAAGCCAGAAGAAGCUUGGACACGCCUGCAGGAGAUGCGCAAACGUGGCUUCAAACCCGACAAGUUUACUUGCUCAAUUUUGGUGAAGGCCUUUUGCAAAGCUAGCAGCUCCGUCACAGAGGCGUCUGUGGAUCGAGCUCUUUGCUUGUUGGAUGAGGCCAACGAGUGUCUUGACCCAACGCUGAAAGCGACUCUGUACAACAACGUCCUCGAAGUUACCAGGAAGGCCACAGAAGGGUCCGACUUGAUGAUGCUUUAGGACUUGAACAAGAAUGAAGAAGAUCAGCUUCUUGGCACUGCCUUGCCUAGCACACUGCUAAGAGUCUUCUGCCGCUUUGCAGGCUGAGUUAAAUUCUUCCAUACUGAGCAUCAUGCAGCAGAUGCGCGUCCGGGCAGUUGUGCGUUAAGCCUGCCUCCCCGAAAGAACUGGCAGGCUGUGGCGAUGCUUGGACUCUGAAUUGCCCACUCUGUUCUUCUGGG
Molecule: messenger RNA, 1831 nt
Organism: Durusdinium trenchii
Lineage: Eukaryota; Dinophyceae; Suessiales; Symbiodiniaceae
Source: the annotation of a GenBank genome assembly